AUGGCCGAAAUAUUUAAUAUAAUUGAUCACAAUACAACAGUUAGUUAUACAUUUCGUUUUGGCACAUCUGAUAAACUUAUUCAUCUGACUCAACAACAACUUGAUCGUUUUCCUUAUUUAGCUGUUCUCAUAGCACAUAAAGAUGAUUUUUUAUCAAUCCAAAAUGAAAGUGGCGAAUUUGUAUUGAGUUCUCCAAUUCAUUAUACUUGGUUUAUGGCUAUUCUUCAUUCACUUACUUCACAAAAUCCAUAUACAUUAUUUAAUGAAUUAUCAGAAGGUGAUAAUGUAUUGGACACACUUCAAUUAUUUGAUUAUCUUGGCAUUACUUCAUUUCCACUGCCUCUUUUAAAACAUGAAUCUUUAGUCCGAUCAAAUCUUAUCAUUACUGAAGAUACAACAAAACGUGUUGAAUAUCAUAAGGCAAAUAUCUUAGAAGCACGGCAGACAGCUGCAGAGUUUAUCAUAGCUCUUAGCAAAAGUGAAUAUAAUUUAGAUGAUUCUAACACGCUGACAUGUAUCUUCUCUCUUAUCAUGAUUAUCUUCUCCAAUGCGAAUGUUUUUAGUUCACGAUUUCGUCACCACACGUUAACAGUAGUGAAAGAAUGUUGCUCUUCGUUAUAUGUACAAAACCAGCGUGUACUGCCUACUAUUCAAAAUAUCGCUCAAAAUAGCAAAAUUGACUCUUUCAUGUAUUUAUACGAUGAUGAUCAACCUCUACCUGAAAACUUCGAAAAUACAUUUGCAUGGAGAGGCGUUAAUGUAUCAAUAGAAAAGGAUCGUAUUAGUCAUUUUGCUGAGCACCCCAUAUACAUAUCUAUCAUUGGCCCAUGCAGUACGGGAAAGUCAACAAUGCUCGGUUAUCUAUUAGGAAGAAGGGGCAAAGAACUUUUAAAUAUUGUAAAGACACAGGAAUCAUUGAUGGUUGGCAGCCGUAAGGAUGAAAAAUUAUACAUAAAUGAAGCACAAUCAGCUCGAUCGGGACGUUUCAAUACAUCACCUAAACGACCUAAGGUGGACAAAUUUAAGCAUCGAUUUGGUCCAAAGGCUCAAAAAUACCGAUAA
Molecule: messenger RNA, 1062 nt
Organism: Rotaria socialis
Lineage: Eukaryota; Metazoa; Rotifera; Eurotatoria; Philodinida; Philodinidae
Source: the annotation of a GenBank genome assembly